Molecule: messenger RNA, 327 nt
Organism: Suncus etruscus (white-toothed pygmy shrew)
Lineage: Eukaryota; Metazoa; Chordata; Mammalia; Eulipotyphla; Soricidae
Gene: SOFU1
Product: LLLL and CFNLAS motif containing 1
Exons: 2
Coding region: 1-327 (108 amino acids)
Biological process (GO): fusion of sperm to egg plasma membrane involved in single fertilization
Source: RefSeq, a predicted model, not a curated record
AUGUCCCUGAGAGCCCAGCUCUGCAGGCUGGUGUUACUGUUCGCUGCCCUGCUGCUGUUGGUGGUAGAGGGAGUCAAACCUCAGAACAAGGGUCUUGGCCCCAAUGCAAGGAGACAGGAAAAAAAAGAGCCCCCCACAGACCAGAAUCAAGAGCAUUUUGAAGAACAUUUUGAGGUCUCCUCGAUGGGGGAGAUGUGGCAAGAGCUAGACAUGGCCCAGCAGGAGGACCAAGAGAUCCAGGAAAUGUCCCAGUCAGCAUCUGGGCAGACUCAUCUCUUCAACAUUGCCGUCUGCAUUAAUCUGGCCAGCAUUGUGGUUUUUUUAUGA